Elgaria multicarinata webbii is the source of this 1315-nucleotide messenger RNA. It is a transcript of the gene ARK2C, whose product is annotated as arkadia (RNF111) C-terminal like ring finger ubiquitin ligase 2C. The transcript is spliced from 8 exons. Gene Ontology annotation, biological process: positive regulation of BMP signaling pathway; motor neuron axon guidance. Gene Ontology annotation, molecular function: zinc ion binding; ubiquitin protein ligase activity. Lineage: Eukaryota; Metazoa; Chordata; Lepidosauria; Squamata; Anguidae. Bases 281 to 1315 code for a protein of 344 amino acids. Gene Ontology annotation, cellular component: nucleus. The record is from RefSeq and is a predicted model, not a curated record.
GCAAGGCCUGCCUCCCAUUGGCUGCCAUUCCCUUUGUGUGCCAGGCAGCUGCGGGCUCAUCUCUACAUUUGAAUGUAUAUAGGGGAUUGGAAAGGAACCAUUUCCAUGGGCCAUCUGUCUUCCUGUAGCCAGCAGCAGCCGCAGCCGCAGCAGCAGCAGCCUCUCCAGCGACAGCAGCAGACGGCAGCCCUGCUAGACUGCCCGACGCCGUCGAGGGGGACGGCAGCCACCACCAAGGGAUAGCGGCCAACAAAGGGGACCACAGCCGAAGCUGCCCAGGAUGGUUUUGGUACACGUCGGCUACCUUGUUCUUCCAGUGUUUGGCUCUGUGCGAAACAGAGGCGCUCCUUUUCAAAGGUCUCAGCAUCCUCAUGCUACCUCCUGCCGGCACUUCCACCUGGGCCCCCAGCCUCAGAUUUCCGCGGACUUCCCCCUGCCUCACGCCGUCCAGCCUCACAUGGCGACCGCUCACCAGCACAGUGGCCCGCUGCACCCGCCCCUGCCGCCUCUGCCUGCCCUGCCAUUCCAGGAUGUGACGGGACCCUCUUUCCUACCUCAGGCCCUUCACCAGCAAUACCUCCUCCAGCAGCAGCUCCUUGAGGCUCAACACCGCCGACUCAUGCCUCAUCCCAGGCGGACUCAGGAGCGCGUGUCUGUCCAGCCUCAUCGGUUACAUCCAAGCUUCGAAUUUGGCCAUCAACUGCAGACUCCUCAAGCCAUGGGCCCACCUCCCAGAUAUUUAGCCGAAGGAACAGACUGGGAUCUCAGUGUCGAUGCUGGCCUGACUCCUAACCAGUUCCAGGUCAGACCAGUUCCACAGCAUUAUCAGCAUUACUUAGCUACUCAAAGGAUGCAUCAUUUCCCCCGGAACACAUCCUCAACGCAGAUGGUUGUCCAUGAAAUUAGGAACUACCCAUAUCCUCAGCUUCAGCUACUUGCGCUUCAGGGACUGAAUCCAAACAGACACACGUCUGCUGUGAGAGAAAGUUACGAAGAGUUGUUGCAACUGGAAGACCGGCUGGGCAGUGUGAACAGGGGCGCUGUGCAAAACACCAUUGAACGGUUCACUUUCCCACACAAGUACAAGAAGAGAAGACCGCAGGAAAGCAAAACGGAGAAGGAAGACGGAGAGGAGUCGGACACGGACGAGAAAUGCACCAUCUGCCUCUCGAUGCUUGAAGAUGGCGAGGAUGUGAGGCGUUUACCUUGUAUGCAUCUAUUUCACCAAGUGUGUGUGGAUCAGUGGCUAGCGACGAGCAAGAAAUGCCCCAUCUGCCGAGUGGACAUUGAAACACAACUGGGAUCCGACAGCUGA